UGUCAUUCUGUCCAGACCACCACACCAGUAAAGCUAUGGGAGGAGGUAAGUCCUGACCUUUCUGUCACACUUGCACCUUCAUUUAAAAUGUUCAAAAUAUUACAAACUCUAUUCAUUUUUUUCACAGAAAAUAAUGCAUGAUGCUUGAAGUUGUUAAAAAAUGCAUCUUUACCUUAAUGUAUGUCAACAUGUGUAACUUCAGCCCUUUUUAGUCAGCCAUGGAGGCCUAUGCUGAAGAACAACAAGGAAAAUCUUGAUUUUGCAAAAUCUUACCAACCUCGAAACAAUGAAGCCACACAUCUCAGAAUUCUGCUUCAUGGACCAGCUGGUGCUGGCAAGUCCAGCUUCAUCAACUCUGUUGAGAGUGUUUUACAAGGCAGAAUUGCUAGUCGAGCUUUGUCAGAUGCAACCUCUGGGAGCAGCUUUACCAGAAAGUACACAACUUACAAACUCCGCAAAGAUCCAGAGGGAUUUUAUUCUUUUAUUUUCAAUGACAUCAUGGGCUUCGAGAAGAAGACCAACAAUGGAGUUCACGUGGAAGACGUCAAACUGGCCCUGAGGGGACAUGUGAAAGAACAUUAUGAGUUCAUUCCGGCUCGCCAAAUGACGGAGGAUGAUAUGGGUUACCACUCAUGUCCCACUCUGGAUGACAAAGUUCAUGUUCUGGUUUCUGUCAUUCCUGCUGAUUCAUUUUCUAUAUUAAGUGAUGAAGUUGUGAAGAAAAUGAAGGACCUCAGACGAGCAGCCAGUGACAUGGGGAUUCCUCAACUGGCUAUUCUCACCAAAGUUGACAAAGCCUGUCCUAAGGUCCAACAAGACAUUAAAAAUGUCUAUAAGAGCAAGUACCUGAAGCAACAGGUUGAUGAAUUCAGCAUGCUGCUCGGCAUGCCACCAAACUGCAUCUUUCUUGUGAAGAACUACGAAUCAGAAAUCAACACGAAUGAUGACAUCGAUGCGCUGAUACUGUGCGCACUGCGACAAAUGAUCAGCUUUGGAGAAGACUUCCUUUACAACCAGUAGACCUACAUACUCCUGAGGCAAAUCUAGCAUGAUUAAGGCACGAAAAUAGUCAUUUCAAACAGUAAUCUGCAUCGUACUUCUUAGUUAUUUUUGUGUAAUUCAUAGAGUUCAUCGUAUCAUGUGAUCCUUCACUACUUUAUACACGAAGUUAGAAAUUUAGUGAAAAUGUUUCUUAUUAUUUGUUAUUUUACUAUGCUGAGUAAAGCACUACAUAUGCAAGAUGUACAAAACCUGCAUGUGAAAUAAAGAUACUUGUAUAUAGAAAAUCAAAUGGUGUAAUAUUAAAUAAAUCAGACAUGAUAGUAAUUAUAUAAUAAUAACAAGAGUUUAUUACAUGUAAUUUGUAUGUCAUCAGAUUUUAUUUCAAAAUGCUUUUUUCCUCCAAAAUUGCAUUCAUUUCAGAAGGUUAUUUAGUUUCCUAAACCACUUCUCAGCUCUCAUCACAAAUCAUUUGAUUUGUGUCCAGACGGCAGGACACAGCUAGUUCUGUAAUAAAAUCAUUUGACUGCAUUUCUGAGGCAGACAAACCUGUUAUGCUUCAACAU
Messenger RNA from Chelmon rostratus (copperband butterflyfish), 1565 nucleotides. RefSeq names its product interferon-induced protein 44-like. Lineage: Eukaryota; Metazoa; Chordata; Actinopteri; Chaetodontiformes; Chaetodontidae. The coding region runs from base 181 to 1020 and encodes 279 amino acids. The record is from RefSeq and is a predicted model, not a curated record. The transcript has 7 exons.